GUUCUCCUACAGAAGAAAAGGAAAACGGGGAACUCACAGGGCAGAUUCCCUCUCUGUACACCUUUGGGUUUCAUGUUUGAUCAUUUUAUUUCUAAAACUCUAACUGGGAAUAAUGUUUUUCCAUUUUAUUCUUCUGGUUGCCUCCUCAGUCACUUUUCUGUGCACCCACUAUGUGUCCAGCUGUGGUUCUAGCUGCACAGAGUAUCCUGUGUUCACUCCAUCUGCACUGGUAGUGAAGUACGGUGACCCAGCCAAUGUUACAUGUGUUGCAUGUCAGAAGGACUGCAGUGGAGAUGCCUCAGGUUUGGAGCACGCUGUGGGAAAAGUUACACAAAAUGGAACCACGAUGUUGUGGACGGUUGACAGACUGAUUGAAUGGGGCAUAUCUGUCAUGUGCUAUCAUAACAAUGAUGCUGGUGAUCAGUGCUGCAGCACUCUGGAUCUAUCUAUCUAUCAGUCUCCAGAAAGUGUCUCCAUCAGCUUUGUAAACCACACUGAGAUGAUGUUUGAGAAUCAGCAGUACACCCUGCAGUGUAGCGUACAGAACGUAGCUCCUGUUCAAAGCCUCACUGUGACCUUCUACAGAGGAAACACAGCACUGGGUCACCUACAGUCCAACAGUGAACAGAAGAAACCAGUGAAUGAGACCUUCACUCUGAACAUCACCCCCAGAAGAGAAGAUAAUGGAGCCCAGUACUGGUGUGAAGCCAAGCUGGAGCUGGGACCAGCUGGACCACAGCCCCCUCCAGUGGUGACAUCAGAAAAACUAAAGCUUACACUCCAACCUUUCGGGGGAAGAAAUGGACAGGCAACAUGGAAGAGAGGCUCCAGCAGAAGAUUCAUUUUUCACUUCAUGUGUUUAAAGAUUCUGUUCUCUGCUUUGAUGUAAAUUCACGACAGAAUGUUGCACGGAGCAGUUACAUCAAAAAAAUCAUUUCCAGCUGUUUAAAAUGACUUUUUUUUUAGUUUUUAUUUUGAUGCUUGAGCCUGAGAGAGCUUUAGCCUUGGAGUGAAGAGUGUUUGAUGUUUGUGAGGACACAGAACAUCCUGGGAUCACUGACUGGUUAGAGUUGCUUUAGACCGGGGAUGUCAAGCUCAUUUUACAUUGUGGGCCACACAGAAGCUAAAGUGAAACUACAUGAUAAAUGUGUAAAAAAUAUAAAUGUGAUUAAUGAUAAAAGUUUUACCUCGACUUGUAAAAUAUAUAAAGUUUUGAUGCUAGGCAUCAUAGGGGUUAACCAGCGAAGAGCUAUGUAGUUGGUCACCAACGUAGCAGAAGCAGCGUCGAGGUGGCUGUGGA
Messenger RNA from Pundamilia nyererei, 1300 nucleotides. RefSeq lists its product as uncharacterized. Lineage: Eukaryota; Metazoa; Chordata; Actinopteri; Cichliformes; Cichlidae. Gene Ontology annotation, molecular function: integrin binding. Bases 113 to 889 code for a protein of 258 amino acids. The record is from RefSeq and is a predicted model, not a curated record. Gene Ontology annotation, biological process: cell adhesion. The transcript has 4 exons.